AUGCGCAUAAUGACCGACCAGGCAAGCUGCAUUCCUCGGUCGGGAGGCUUUGUGGAGGACCACUUCAGGGAUGCCGGCUGCUUGCGGCAAGCCAGUCAUUGCUUGCAGGAGGUCUUGACAACGACCGCUGCCGACACCAGCGGAAGCCAGGUGUUGGUCCACGUCUAUGAGCUUGUUGAGUUUGUUCGGAUCAACCAGAUAUUUGCGUCCGAGCUGAUGCCUGUGGGAGGUGCUCUCCAUGCAGGCAUUGAGGUCUACGGUCGCGAGUGGAGUUACGGCGGAGCUCCAGGCCACCGGACCGGAGUCGUUUGCGAGGUGCCACGCACCAACCGAAAGCAUAGGUAUCGUGAAACAGUCUCACUCGGAAGCACGCCAUUGACUGCAUCUGAGGUUGCCCUGGUAAUUGGGGACUUGAUUGAGACUUGGUUGGGCGAGGACUAUCACUGGCUUCACAGAAACUGUUUGGCCUUUGCCAAUGAGUUCUGCAGAAGAUUAGGCGUUGGAAGCAUUCCGGCAUGGAUUGAUCGGCUGCCACGCGGGGUUUGCGCCAUUGAUCUGGGCGUGAGAAGCUUGGCAGAGAGAGUAAGGGAUCUUGCUGAUGGCACCCGUGCAGCAGCCCACGCCCCUGACUGA
Messenger RNA from Symbiodinium pilosum, 633 nucleotides. Lineage: Eukaryota; Dinophyceae; Suessiales; Symbiodiniaceae. The record is from the annotation of a GenBank genome assembly.